This is a messenger RNA of Cladocopium goreaui, 3672 nucleotides long. The record is from the annotation of a GenBank genome assembly. Lineage: Eukaryota; Dinophyceae; Suessiales; Symbiodiniaceae.
UUACGUAUCCUGCCUGCCUUCGCUUUCUGCCAAAUGGCGGCGACAAGCUUGGAUUCAGAGGCCAGCCCUUGCGAGAUGGCCAAAAUAUCGGCAAAGGAUGAGCCAAGCUCCUCCAGCGAAUCAUCGACAUCGUCAGAGGACAGUGGCAUGGAGGCUCUGGAGGGUCCAAAUGCACGGGUGCCAAAGACACCUCUUGCUGCGCAGCAACAAGGCCAUCAAGGUGGCCAAUGUGAGUAUGCUAAAAAGAUGAAAGAGGCUGCCAGCAGAAAACGAAAUGAUGGAGGAAAAGCAAAGGUGCUUGCACUCAACAACCUCAAGAUGGAGGUGAAGAGUGAAACCAGUGACGACAGCAGCAGUGGCAGCAGCUCGCCAACGAGCAGUAACAGCAGCAGCGACAGUGAUGAAGAGGAGGACGAUGUUUGCGACUCUGACCUAGAUGCUGAAGAGGAAGUAGACCAGGAGGUGGAGCUUGGAGGUGACUCAGGCUUGAAAGACCUGAUCUUCACGCAGGAGAAAGUACCUCCUGACGCAAGCUACAUCGGGGAUUGGACGGGUGCACCGUCCAUUGGUUCUUCAGGCUUCAACCGCUUCGCCGCCCGCGUCAUGUGGAACGCAGGCAUUGGGAAACCCAAAAAGAAGGCCAGUGCCGAAGGCGACUGUCCAUCAAUGCAGCCACAUCAGGAGGCAGUGGCGUUCCUUCUGCAUCCGCAAUCACCCAUCUCACGACUGCUAGUUGAUCAUCCAACGGGAUCAGGCAAGACCAGAGAGAUGAUAAAAGUGCUGGACAACUACUACCUCGAUCCGCGGCCCAAAGUUCCAAUCUUCCCCAAGGAGCCAGUGUGCCGCAACUUCUAUGUGGAGCUGCUGUGUUGGCCGAGCAGGUAUAGAGACUUUUUCGCGUGUUUGAGGCCCCAGGAUGCUACCCGUGCUUGUGGCCACGACGAUUGGAGAUCCUGCCGUUCUCAGUUAUGGGACCUCAGAGAAAUCCCUGGCAACGAGCUGAAAGAGCUUUGCAGCAACUUGCGGGCAGUCCUGGAGAUGAAGGGGUGGUUCUACAUGGGCCGCAUGAGAAGGUCUCGGCGUGAGGCCUUUCGGAGCCGCUUCCCGGACGAAGAGGCACCAGCAGCACCGCUCCGAGCUUUGCGCUACACAUCUGCAGGAGGCCGUCAUGCUGACCUGCGCCCUGAUGGGUGGCCGGUCAGUGCUUUGCUCAAGGUUGCUUUCAACCGUCAAAGAGACGGUGGAAAUGCGUACUCGAACAAGGUUGUCAUCAUGGAUGAGGUCCACAACUUGGUGAGAUCGCAGACGCAAUACGCUGAGCAGCUGGCAAAGCUCCGCAGCUUGCUGUCGGGAGCGAGUGGUACAGUCUUGGCAGGCUUUACUGGAACGCCUAUUCUCAACAAGGCCAUGGAAGGUCGGCAGCUCUUGGAUAUCAUCAAAGGGGCCUCAGCUCCUCGUGGUGAUGGUGGUUUCCUCUCAUCCUUCCCUAUGCGUCCAGCCGGGUUAUUUCCGACCUCCUUGCCUCGAGGUGUGCCUGAUGCCCUGCUGACUCCAAACCUGCGGCGACAGUUUGUGCGAAAGGUGACACUACUCGCGGAACCUUUGAAGCGCUAUGAUGCAAAGCGCCAGAAGGGGUUGCCGGAGAGAAGACUUCGAGCUUAUUGCAACCUUUGUGUUCAUUUUGGUAGCCUUCACGAUGGAAAGAACGGAAGCAAGGCGCGUGUAUUGGCAAACAUGGAAGCUUGUGCUCCUAAGCUCUAUGCCAUCGCAACGGAUGUGGUUGAUCAUGAGGAAAAGGCUCUCGUUCUUGUUGCUCGCAAUUCUGGGCUUCUUGCCUUCUUGGAGCAUUUGAAGGAGAGGGCAGCCACAGCGGAAAAGCCCUUCCACGUCGCAACCAUUGAUGAGUUGGCUGAGUUCAACUCACCUGGAAAUCUGCGAGGUGAACUGUUUCGUGUGUUGGUGGCGGACGCAGCUCAAUGCUCUGAAGGAGUGAGCUUCUUUGCGGUUCGUCGGUUGCACCUUGCUGAUGUGCCAGUAACUCCCAGUGCUUUGGUGCAGUCUGUUGGCCGGGCAAUCCGUAUGUAUGGCCACAAGGGCUUGCUGGAGCAUGAGCAAACAGUCACAACAACGAUGUGGGUGGCAGUUCUGCCUCGUUGGAUGCGCUCUCCCCUUUCAGCUUGGGCAUUUCGUGCACAAAAACGUCGUGAACCAGAGGAGAUGGAGCUUGGUGCCAGGCGUUUGCUCCGAUCAGUCAUGGCUGUUGGCCUGAAGGAUCUUCCAGCACUGAAAGCUCGCAUCGAUAGCUGCGGUGGAGGAGUGGCAGAUUCUACUGGGCGGAAAGCUCCUCUGACUCCUUUUGCCAUUGCAGCAUUCCUGGAGCAAAUCGGGAUGUGGGAGGAGGCAAAAGUGGCCAGACAACGUGUAGGCAGCCGUCCACAGGGGCGCCAGAAGCAGAAUCCAUCCAGAGGAGGGAUCGGAAACUCCAUGAAAAAGAAGGUGACUCCUUCGAAGCUGUUUGCCCCAAAACUUGAGAUGAAGAAGGAAGAGACGAAGGUCAAGGCAGAAGCGAAGGUCAAGAAGGAGUUGCCACCGCAAAAGAUCAAGGUCUUCAAGAUUCCUGGUUCGAGCUCAAGAGCCCGACAAGUUGCAACCCCUCAGGUCAUUCUGGCUGGAGUGUCUCGCGAUGGUACUGGAUGCUCCACAAUGCCACAUUCGUGUGACCCUCAGGCUGCAGGUUCCAGUGUUGAAAACCGACCAUUGGCUGCGCUCCUGGAUGAAUGCAAGAAGGCCAGUGGCGCAGAGGGACAACCCAAAGAUGAAGCACAACCGCAGCAUGAUGAUUUUGUGUGGGAGAGGGAUCCCCUCAUCCGAGCCUUGCAGUGCUUGUACUGUGCGGAAUCUGCUACUGAUGCAGAGAAGCGGUUGCAUCUCAGCCCUUGGUCUGCAGAUGAAGAGGCCUUGAAGAACUUGUCCCAUUCAUCACGCGAGUUUGUACCUGCCCUGGAGGAGCUUCGCAAGAAAGCAGUGGACCGUGCCAUUUUGCUUGCGGCAGAGCGGCGGAAAAAGGCAGGGCAUGAAGAAGUCGGACAAAGUGAAGGGGAGAGUAGUGCUAUCGAUUUCAGCAUCAGCGACCACAACGGUGAAGAUGGAGAAGUCAAAAAGCCUUUCUUGCCAGUCGGUUGGAGAACUGAAACCUUCCGAUUGAAAGGUCGCGAGCGACGGGAGUACAUUGAUCCUCAUGGCAAGAGAUACCGAACUCUCGCAGAAGCAAAGAAGGCAAUUGAUGCCGAAAGAACCAGACAGAAUAUUGCAAACUUGUUGAAGCAAAGAGUCGCAAAAAUGGAUGCACUUGCCAAGAUUCAAACGGAUAUUGGACAGCAAGAGCUUACACCAGAAGCCAAGGCAGCUGUCUAGCACAGCAGGGUGUGCAAUGUAUUUUGCCACUUCGGUGACAGUUGCCAGGCUGAUCAAAACGUGAAAAGACAGAAGCUCACCUGAACGGAGCUGCAUUCCAGAUCAUUUAAGACUAGACGCAAGACUAAGACAGAGCUUGUUGUCCAUUGGUCUCCUUGUUUUUUCUCCGGGGACAUGUCAGUGCCUAUGGUCACUGGCUUGGGGUUCGGGGUUACUUCGGGUGUCAAGGCUGUGGAGGGUGAAAAGGCAACAUUGGAA